AUGGCUGAUCCAAAAGCUAUUACCUUAAAACUCUCAAUACUACUAAUUGUAAUGUUUAAUGCUAGAUACACUAUAAGUGCUAUUUUUCCAAAGGUAGUUGUUACAAUUAAGAAUGAUAUAGCACCAAAUCCAACCCCUUUAGAUCUCAAUGUUCAUUGCAAAUCAAAAGAUGAUGAUCUUGGAUUUCACACAAUCAAGUUUAGAGAAAUUUACAUGUUUUCAUUUAGGCCUAAUGUGAUUCCAGAUCUUAAUACUUUAUAUUGGUGCAGCUUUACAUGGAAAGGAAGUCCAUAUCGUCAUUAUCUUGAUAUUUAUGAUGAAAGGUGGGAUGAUUGCAUACAUUGCAAUUGGAAAAUUAACAAUACAAAUGGUGGUUGUAAGGUUUUGAAGGAAGGACCAAAUUUUGAUAAAUGUAUUCAUUGGAAAAGCGUUGAAUUAAUGGAUGCAAAUAACACAUCCAAGAUAUAA
Molecule: messenger RNA, 468 nt
Organism: Medicago truncatula (barrel medic)
Lineage: Eukaryota; Viridiplantae; Streptophyta; Magnoliopsida; Fabales; Fabaceae
Product: S-protein homolog 5
Exons: 1
Coding region: 1-468 (155 amino acids)
Source: RefSeq, a predicted model, not a curated record